AUGCGAAAGUUUCAUUAUUUACCCACGAGUCAAGUUCUAAACAAGCUGCUAGUGUGCGCGUGUGCCUAACGGUAAACGCCGACCAAUAGUGAACGACAAGUCGAUGCCUGGACACUGUCGCUUUGAGUUUAUGACUGACAGGGUCAAAGUUGAAGCCAGAUGCGAUGAUAGCAAGGAGAUUACCUGGAGUUUCUAACGUACGGAUUAUUUCAGUUGGUGGAUGUGAUAGCAUGGGGUGGAAGGAUGUCGUGUAGUUCGUUUAACAUUCCGUUUCUAUGAGUAGUAUAAAUAGAAAUUUAAAAUCCAAAAUGUUGUGGCGUGGUGGCAAUAACUGAUACAGUAUAUAUACAUAUCUAUGAUAUUGCCUUCCUUAUAUUAUUUGUGUUGUUCAUUUACUGUUAUCUAUCAGUGAGGAGUGUCUGGUUAUUGAAGUCAGAAGUGGGAUGUGUUGUUGUAAAUAUAUUAUAUUAUACUCUAGAUUAGAAAUUCAAAUACUAGUGUCAGAAGUUGGAUAGCACUUCGGAGAAAAAGAUUUCUUCAAGUUUUGGAUGUUGACGGAACAUCAAGAGACUUUAAUCAGCAUGGGUACAUUGCGUGACUUACAGUUAGCUUUGCAGGAGAAAAUAGAGGAGUUACGCCAAAGAGAUGAACUUAUCGACGAGUUGGAGAUGGAACUCGACCAAAAGGAUGCUUUAAUACAAAAGUUACAAACACAGUUGGAUAAAUACCGGUCUAUUUUAAAACCUGCCACUCAGAACACUGUUGUCCAUAGCCUUAAUAACCAUGGUGGCCCAACAACACAGGUUAAGGAACGUUCUAAAAGAACGGCCAUAUCCGCUGAACCUGCGAACUUUAACACGGUACAAGUUUUGGACAGUAAAACGGCCUUCGUGGCUAAAGCUCAAUCUUCUAAAGAAUUAAUACGACAGGCUAUUUUAGACAAUGAUUUUAUGAAGAAUUUAGAUAUGGGUCAGAUUAGAGAAAUUGUUGAAUGUAUGUAUCCGGUAGAGUUUACUAAAGACAGUAUCAUAAUAAAAGAAGGAGAUGUCGGUUCUCUGGUCUACGUUAUGGAAGAUGGCAAAGUAGAAGUAACAAAAGAUGGUCAAAAACUAUGCACCAUGUCACCAGGCAAGGUGUUUGGAGAAUUAGCCAUCUUAUAUAAUUGUACUAGAACAGCUACUGUUAAAGCUUUGCAAGCAUGUAAACUGUGGGCUGUAGAUCGACCAUGUUUCCAGAGUAUAAUGAUGCGAACUGGUCUCCUAAGACAUUCUGAACACCUUGAAUUUUUACGCAGCGUUCCUACAUUCGACGGUCUUCCAGAAGAAACACUUGGUAAAAUAGCUGAUGUUUUAGAAGAGGCUCAUUAUAAUAAUGGUGAAUAUAUUAUACGACAAGGUGCUAGAGGUGAUACAUUCUAUAUUAUAGCAAAAGGCAAGGUGCGUGUAACAAAACGCAGCUCUAAAUCACAAGAUGAAGUUACUAUGAGAUAUUUACAGAAAGGAGACUUCUUCGGUGAACGUGCCUUACAGGGAGAAGAUGUACGAACAGCUAACAUUAUAGCACAUGAAGCUGAAGGUGUUGAUUGUUUAACAAUCGAUCGAGAAGCAUAUUCCCAACUCAUAAGCAAUCUUGAUGAUCUCAAACGAAUUUAUGAAGACGACGAAGAAAAGCUGGGAAUUGAUUCCGAGUACGCCAAAAUUAAACUCAGCGAUUUGCAUGUACUCUCUACGUUAGGAGUGGGGGGUUUUGGUCGAGUUGAAUUGGUUCAAAUAAACAACGAUCACAGUAAAGCCUAUGCCUUGAAAAUAUUAAAGAAACAUCAUAUAGUAGAAACGCGACAACAAGAACAUAUCAUGAAUGAAAAACGUAUAAUGAGUGAAGCUAGAUGUGCCUUUAUAGUUAGAUUACAUAGAACUUUCCGAGAUAGAAAAUAUUUAUAUAUGUUAUUGGAAUCAUGUUUAGGUGGUGAAUUAUGGACAGUUCUUAGAGACAAUAAAGUACAUGAAAACGAGAAAACAGGUUCAUUUGACGAUAAUACGACAAGAUUUUACACAGCAUGUGUUGUAGAAGCCUUCAACUACCUCCACAGUCGAGGUGUUGUCUACCGUGAUCUCAAACCAGAAAAUCUUCUAUUGGAUUCUAAUGGUUACGUCAAACUUGUUGAUUUUGGUUUCGCUAAAAAGGUUGGUCACGGUAAAAAGACGUGGACAUUCUGUGGUACUCCUGAAUACGUGGCGCCUGAAAUUAUCUUAAACAAGGGUCAUGAUAUAUCAGCUGAUUACUGGUCUCUUGGUAUACUCAUGUUUGAAUUACUUACUGGAAGCCCACCAUUUGCAGGCCCAGAUCCAAUGAAAACCUAUAACCUCAUAUUAAAGGGCAUUGAUGCAAUAGAUUUCCCAAGGAAAAUCACCAAAAAUGCGCAAAUAUUAAUAAAAAAACUAUGCAGGGAUAAUCCCAUGGAGAGAUUAGGUUAUGGUAGAGGUGGUAUUAGAGAAAUACAGAAACAUACAUGGUUUGAAGGAUUUAACUGGGAUGGAUUAAGAAACCGUUCAAUGAAACCACCGAUAUCACCACAUAUUAAAUCGCCAAUAGAUACAUCGAACUUUGAUGAUUAUCCUGAAGAUGAGGACGGUCCACCUCCAGAUGAUUUGUCCGGUUGGGAUAAAGACUUUUAAAGUUAUAUCAGAUCGGAUGUGUUUGGUGAACCAUAGUUAAUGAAUUUUUAAAGUCAUUCUGAAAAAAAUUAUAAAGAUGUGGUGCAAUUUUAACCCCAUAGUCAUUUAAACAGGGAGGGAAGAAAUACGUUAGUUUCAAUAAUGUAGACAAACUCCCGUACGAGAAACAAUUUUAUUUAUAUUGUCUUUUCAUAUGUAUAUUUUUAAAUGAAGAUAAUUACCUCAGCUAUCGUACUGAUCAAAGGUUUGAGAAAGAAUUGGAGAAUGAAUUUUAAAAUGGUGGAUCUGUUAUUUACGGCAAUCGAAAAUGAAAACAUGACAAGUACACGACUGGUUCCGUUCGUUUAAAAUUGGUGUGAACAAACCGUAAAGUGUAUGUAAAACUCUGUGAUAGACAUUAAGAUUUUCCACAGAUUGAAUAAUAAAACAAAAAGUGUUGUGAUAUUUGGAUAUUCUUGCUGGUGUUGGGGCAGAAUAACAGUUAAGGUGUCAUUGUGUUCAUGCAUAUAAGUAUAUUUGAUGGUAUUGAAGAUAAAAGCGGGAAACCUAAGACUGAUUUAGAUAUUAAUAAAGAAUGCGUAUUAUUUUUGAACUAACCUAUCUACGCAAUCAGUAUUUACGUGCCUUAAGUAUGGAAUAUUACCGUUUUGUCCAGAUUGCUUAAUUAAAGGGGGUUAACUCCUAGGUGAACGUAGGUCUGGUAAAAAAAUAGUCUCUAUCAUCCAGAAAAAUAUUCUACGAAUAUUAGUCUGGACAGGUUGUCAACAUUUGAGAAAAAUUGGCUAGAUAAUCCGGUCUUUCACAUUAUCAUAAACAAUGUCUAAGGGAGGUAACUCCUCUUAAAACAAGAUGUUUACGCCCAUGAAAUUAAUUUAAGAAUGUCAUUUCAAAAAAUCCAUUUGAUUGCAUGCGAGUUUAAUAUCUAUCACUCUUAAUUUUUUAUUGUAAAAUUUCCCUCUUCAUGGGCCAUAUCUAUGCUUUUAAAAUUAAUCCUAAUUCGUCGUCACGAUUCAUGUUUAUAUUAAUGCAAGAAUUAUGGGAUUUAUUGUGGGAAGGGGCGCAACUCUUACUUGACUUGGCUAAAGAGACUGGAUAAUCAACCACAUUAAAAACCAAACUCCCGGUUACGCAUGGGCAAUGGACUUUACGUCAAAUAUUGACAACCUUCCCAGACCCUCCGUAUGUUGAAGACUAGGAGGUUCUGGGUGACCGAGACUAGUAAAAAAAAGGGGGGGAAUCACGUAUAUAUGAUCAAAUAUAUCAGAAAUGUUUAAUAUAUAUAUAUCCAGGUCCUAUUUAUGUUUCGUAUUUCAUUCUUAUAUUAUUCACUAAGUAGUUAUCUAUGGCCAUGUUCUUUUUACAUGGUUUAUAAUACCGUGCACAUUAUUGGAGACAUAAUGCUGUCAGGCAAAUAUUAUUCCUAACUUUCUUUUUCAUGGAGUAUGAUCAGUAUUUUUUCAGCAAUAUUAUAUGAGAUUGUGCACAUAUUGAAUUAGGUUUAGACAUUUCUAAAAAAAAAGGGCAUUUUCAAAAUUUGAUUAAAAUACUCCCACAACGAUUGGGGACUAGUUGGAGGCUUUCAUUAUAUAUGCUGAAGGCCAGCACUAUUCUGUUUAAGGCGGAUAUUUUAUGGGUUUUUUUCUAUUUUAUUGUUCUCAUAUCAGUCUAUGUUAAGUUGUAUCUCUAGGCAAACAUUAAGAUAGAAAUGCCCGUGAGAAAUACAGAUAUAUUUCUUGAUUAUGGUAAUUCAGAAUGACACGUGAUAUAUAGGAAGAUAAUUAUGAAAUUACAUUACACUAUACAAACAUUAAUACAGCUGUAUUUUAGCUAUAUUUACACCCAAUACCAUUAUUCUCUCAUUAUUCCAUUAUUUGGUUCAUUUAUAUUUUUUCGUGUUUUUAAAGAUGUGUGGCACGUGAAGAGGCCUUUACGGUACCCUCUAGAAUGAUUUGACUUCUGUUAUAUCCCGCAUAUACGUGAGUGUAACCCUUUACAAGAUUCUAAUUGGCUGUUUUCCUUUUUAAAAAAAGUGAGGCUUUACAGUAAGCUUAUGCGUGUAUAAGUCUCAGGCUGAAUGGGGAAAAAAGAACAGCUCGGUUUACUGAGGGUAUAUUAAUUUAUUUGACAAAAAACGUUAUAAUUGUCUCAGUGUUCUUUCACCAGAUUGAUGAAUUGUAACUUGUCCUGUUAAAAUACUUAAUAUUAUAAAGAUGAAUAAAUAACUGACAAAGUAUAAGUGACAACUGCUAUAUACAUGUAUAUAGAUAUAACCAGAGCCUUAUAUAUAGAUAAGGCUCUGGAUAUAACCCUUGUAGUAUGUAAUUGUUAAUUGUUUGAAGAUGGAUGACUGAUUAUUAUAUAAUAAUAAUAAUAUUACUACUAAUAAUAAUAAUAUAUUUUCACAAAUCAAAAGAAAUAUUUUUAUUAAUGUGUUCAGUGUUGUAAAUACAGGUACAUAUUUGCAUAUUUUAAUUUAUGUUAUAUAAUUGUCAGAAUAAUAACCGCCUUGCUUGCGGUCAUGCUUUAUUAAUUGAUGAAUAAUGAAUUAAUCAAUUUUAUUUAUUUUUAGUAAAGGUAACUAAAAAAAAUGGUUUAUUAUUUUUUUUUUUAAAUUUUGGUUUCGUCUCAAUGUGUUUAUUUGUGUGGAAUAUUUGUCAUCUAUUUGUAAAUUUAAGGGGUGAAUAAAAUUGUUCGCUUACGGUGCAUUUAAUGUAUUUAAGAGACGAUCGAAUUUUAAUAUGCCUUAACAAUAUAUCACGUUAUAGUGUUUAUCAGACAGUUUCAGGCUAGGUAUACAUACGUAUAAAUUUUAAUAUAAGUUGUGUAUAGUUCUCUUUUUACCUGACAAAUCGGAGAUGGAAAUAAAAAAAUAUAAAAUAUAACAAUAUUGGUGUAUCAAU
Molecule: messenger RNA, 5575 nt
Organism: Patella vulgata (common limpet)
Lineage: Eukaryota; Metazoa; Mollusca; Gastropoda; Patellidae
Product: cGMP-dependent protein kinase 1
Exons: 18
Coding region: 549-2675 (708 amino acids)
Biological process (GO): protein phosphorylation
Molecular function (GO): cGMP-dependent protein kinase activity; ATP binding
Source: RefSeq, a predicted model, not a curated record